Molecule: messenger RNA, 642 nt
Organism: Symbiodinium pilosum
Lineage: Eukaryota; Dinophyceae; Suessiales; Symbiodiniaceae
Source: the annotation of a GenBank genome assembly
AUGUGGAGGCCUUACGGCAUGAUGAGGACUUUCCAGACCAAGAGGGAAGAUUGCACCUUCGACUACUUUGCUGACGCAGAGAGCUUCGUGAAACGCUUUGGGCAUCUACUAGUGGAGUCCAGCUUUUCGAAGACUGCGGAGUAUGCAAAGCUGUCAAGGACACCUGAUAACCUGACCCUGCAGCUGCUGUCUGUCAGCACCGAUGGAUCUCCUCCAGUCAAGCUUGCUGAGCUCAGGCGGAAGAUCGAUGCAGAUGUCCUGGUGGUCGGAGAGGGAGGCAUACUGGGAAUGGGAGAUCUCUUCCGACGGAAGUUUGGCACCGAGCUCCGCCGAGCCCUGUAUCCCUGCCAGUGGAUCGAGUUCGAAGCUUGGUUCUACGCUCGUCGCCCGGAUCAGGCACCUGCAGCUGGCUCCCGGCGCUGUGGGGUACAAGGAUUAGACUGUUGCGCCGUGUAUCACGGCUGGGCAGAGAAGUUGGAGUACUUGACGGACACUGCCUGGGAUCUGCCUUGUGACUGCGGAAUUGGUGCCGCCCUGGGCUGUUUGCCUCGCGACACUGGCGAGUGCGCACACCAGGAUGAUCGCGAAUCGGCAGACGUGGACAUUGUUGCUGGGAUGCUGCGUUCCCAAGAGGAGCUUUGA